CAAGUGAUUAAAGGCUAUAAGGCAAUGUUGGUUUACUUAUUUGUUGCAAAAGAUAUUUCUUAAUGAGAUAAACUCGCGAAUUAUGUUGUUGCAUUCGAAAUUACAUUUAUUAUUUUUUACUCAUUUGCUCUCGUUUAUGAAAGUUCCAGUAAAAAGGUUUUUUAAUUUUAUCAGAUUAAAUUUAUAUAUACAGUAAAAUAGAACGCUUGUAACAGCAUGAAGCAUCAGUUAACUAAAAUUCUUCUUUCUUUUAUAACCGAGUGACUCCAUAAAUAAUAAAUGCAAGCUUAAAACUUUUACGAUAACGUCGAAAUAAUAACUGGUAUGUAGAAAGAGUUCUACAAAUACAAUUAACGAAUAUGUCUAUAUUCUACCACAUAGUUGAUUUAUGCCAAGUAAGCGCGCGAAAAACUAGUAGUAUAAGCGUUUAUCUGAUCAGGCAUGCAUGGCGCAGGUCCGAGUCUCUAGUUCACUUCUCCUAAAUCAAGGAAUUUUUUACGAGGUAGUAACACAGUGGUAUACUCGUGCAGAAGGAUACUCUUUUGUUCUUGUUAAAAGUCGACCUGUUGCAUUCUCUUUCUUCAUUUUCCAUAACGCAGGACGUCGAUCAUAUUAGAAUUACAUAGAUGGCCGAUUUAGUAAGUAUUUCGAUUAUGUAAAUUUCUUUAAAACUGGACUUUAAUUGGUGAUUGAGACUGUUAAAUUAUUCAGACGUUCUUCUAUCAUGUGCACGUAAAAUGAUAUGCAUUUUACACCAUUUCUAAUAAUAUCGUACACACGUUAAAUAUCUGAAGCGAAAAUUGUCGAAUUUACAAAUUAAGAAACAUGCUUUGCGUUGUAAAAUUAUAGAGCGAGUCACUUUUGUUUAAACAUAUGCAGAUUUUUUUUACCGUGAACGAACAGCGUUUUAUGCUCGUUUUUUCCAAUUUCUCGUAAUUUCAUUGACUCGACUUGGAUUGUAAAAACAGGAUAGAAAAGAAAGAAGAAUGAGAUCACACGCUUGAGGGACGCGCGUUUGAUUUUAGCGAACUUGCGAUUUUCUUGCAGCUUAUUAGUAAUCAAUCGAACUAUUUCGUCGAGUAUUUGGAAAUUAACGUAGUUACGAAUACCGUGGAAUGAUUUGUUGAAAAAAUAAAUAAUUUAACUUGUAUGAAACUUGGUAAGGCACGAUAUCGGAUUUUUGUGCAGUUAGAUUGUGCUAAAGAUUUCCUUGCGUGAGAAUAAUAGCUUCACGAUCUAUAUUAACAUAUUUCCAAUUUUGGAGAAGCAGUCAAAUGAUCGUUGUAUAAAGUGUUAAAUGAAGUGGACGAUUUAUGAAAAGUAAUCGGUACGAGUUUAUGUGUACCUUGGUAAAUUUUGUAUGAAAGUUACGAAAAGCAUGCAUUGAAUAUUUGUCGGAAUUUAAAAACAAUCGUUUUCACUUAAUCUUUAUUUUGAAGAAAAUUAUAAAAUUAUUUGCCAACUGGUACAAGUUACUAAAAGUGAAAUAAUUUGUAAAUUAUUUUUGGCUAAUUAGUUCGCGAUAUUUUUCCAUUAAAAUUUGAAGGCAAUCAAGGGCGUUUCUAUUACUUCCAAUAGUGUGUCAUACUUUUUUUUAUUAUAUAUCAAAGUGGAUAAUCUAGACGAUUUCAAUGUCCUCCAUCGCGAGGUUACUCGUCCAUAAAUAAAGGAGUAAAACAAGGAGUCUUACAUUACAAUAAGUAUAAUGCACGUGUAUAAGUGUACAAUGUCUCUUUGUCUUAUAUCACGUGAUGUUGUUGGCUUUUCCUGGCUCACAAUAUCUGUUGAUAUACCCCAAAGAUGUAACUCGAUGAAAUGUUUAUUAGAAAGAUGUGUUGAUAUUAGGCGUGUAAAAAGAGAAUGCUAAAUUUAGAACGUCAAGCGUCCGGGGAUGUGCUACCUACGCCUCUUAUCAAUUCCUCUGUAUUUUUUCCGUGUCGACAAAAAUUGUGUGUACACACAUAUAACAAGGUAGAGAUAAGAAAAGGAAAAUCGAAUGAUCCGAGAUGUUAAAAAUCGGCCAAAGUACCCCUGUACGCGAGCAAACCUCCUUACACGAGCGAAAGGAGGUCAGCCUGAGCAGCGGGACGCACUGUGACGGCAAUUUACCUCUUGCAAAUCGUAAAGAAGACUAUGGUAGUCAGAGACGUAAACUAUGAUCUUAGAUAGAGGGUAGCCAUUUCGAGCAGCUUCUACGGAGCCAAACAGUCGCGGAUUAUUGAAAGAAAAAAGUGGCUGUAAUUUGAAGAUAAAAUUAGACAGGACACAUUUUCGUAUGAGCUUUUCUUCCUCCUUGAAGCGAUCCCACGUAUCACAAUACAUGUUGUAUCGUUUCAUCGGUUUCUUUUUACCCCUCGUGUAGCAUAACAAUUUUGUAAAGAAACGUUUCUUCGUAUUUCUAAAAAUAACUUAGAGAUUCGAGUUAUCGAAUGGUACAUGUCCUUGAGACACUGUGUGGCAUGUAUUUCUAGGUGUCUAUUUUUAUCCGUAUCUUUAUCAAUGUAAGUCUAAUAUCGGCGUGCUAUUGAACUUAUUUGAUAAAGGAAGCAGUAAUUCAUAAACCUAGAUUAUACCGGUGUAAUAAUAAAUAUCAGUUAUCUAUCCGUACGGUGUAUUGUACUAACAAGGGUACGUCCCUUAUCGUAUCGUUAUAUUUACAUAACAUAUUUGUGUUAGUUUCGUGGCAUUUCUCAGUAUAACACGUCGGGGAAAGUUAGUACAAUAACCUAGAAGACCGUGUGUAGCAAUAGUUGGAUUUUCUACAUUCCGAUGAGAAUUAUACAAUUAAUUAAAUAGUACACGUUCAAUGGUUUUAUACAAAGAUGAACGAUAAUCUCGGAAAUAAGACGAAAAUUAAGAAUAAAAACAUUGUUUUCUGCUUCGUUUUUCAGUUACCGACAAUUAAAUAUCGGCCAGAAUAUCCCUGCACGCGAGCAAACCUCCUUACACGAACGAAAGGAGGGGUCGGUCGGUCAGGGCAGUUUUAUCUUCCCAUAAAAAUUAAAUGAUAAAACUAAAGAAAGGAAGAGGGUACUAAAUAAUUCAUCGUUUAUUCUUCGACAAAAGAGAAAACGUAUUAAACAAUUCUCCACUUUGUGGUUAGGAAUAGGUAACCGAAACGUCUAGAAAUUCUUUCAAUUUUCAACAGAACGUUUCUGUCUCGUAAUCCAAUUAUCUUCUAUAAUAGCCUUCUUUGAAGGAGACGAACGAAACACAUCGGAAUAGAAAAGCCGCAAAUUAACAAGACUUUACAGUGUCAACACGUUGUUCCGCAUCCUAGAUAAACAUGGGUCACCUUUUUUCCCUGGAAUAUAACGCAUCAUUGGGAUCGGUUGUCCCGGGGCGUGCGUCACCACACAGAAUGUCCACGAUGCUUGGCAAUUAAUCGAACUACAGCGAGCUCUACGAACGAUGCCACUUUCACGUACGAUCUAUCGAAAUUUGUCGCGUGUCUCGUUAACGUUAACCGCGGCUCGACGUGGAUUGGAAAUACGAGACGUUAGCUCGUGUUUCUGAAACGGCGAAAUGUUCUUUGUCGGAGGACUGAUAAAGCGUGAAAUAUUAGCACGAUUAAUACUACCACGUAUAGAUCGAUGACACGUGAUAUCAAAGGUGUAGACCAUAAAAUAUCAUUUACUACCGUUCUUGUUCCAUUCUAAAAGAUGUAUUUUCAUUUAGCUUUGAAGGGGAAACUUCUUGUCUUCUUCAUGUCUUGUCCGCCAAUGAAAUUUCGCUUCUCCUUUGGAUUUCGCUAGCAAACGAACGAUAAUGUAUGAAUGAAUAAUUUGUAGCUUCGUCUCGUUCGUUUCAUUUUGUACAAUGAAAAAUUCGCCAAAUUAAUAUGGUUCUAUAUAUGCUGUUUUACGUGCACGUCUACGUACAAUAUAACAUCAAUUUCCAUGUUAUACUUUAUACUAUAGUCAAAUGUUAGAUUCAAAUUAUAAAUCUGUAAAUAACAAAUAUUUAAAGAUGCAAGAAAUAGCAGUCGGUCGUGUGUGUUAAAAUACUUUAACAGCAAGUACACUGAUAGUCCAGUUGGAGAGAAAUCGAUGGAAUAUAAGUCUAAAUUUAAAUGUGCAGACGAAAUCAAAUGCACGAACCUUUUAACAAACGUUGUGCGGUUUUGUCGAUCGGAACAUUGGACGAGCUCCACGAUAAGGGUCAAUUCGUGUUUGUCAAGACGUGCAGGAAGUUUGCAUUUUUCGAAACGAAACAGGACCACACAUAUUACAUAAAUUCAUCCUUUACCUUUCAUCAUUCUCGAACAUUUCUACUGCUCUAUAGAAUUUUGAAUCAAACGUUAAAUGUACUCGAUAGAAUUCUAAUUCCAUUUCUAAGAAAUCGACCAGACGGGGAAAACCAAAAAAAAGGUUUAUCAUCCAUAUUAUCUAACAUUUUCAUUGAUGUACAUGAAUUUGAAAUACGUUGAACAUAUUCGACAGAAUUCUAUCUUAUCCUGCACGAAAUUCAGGCAACGAAGCAGCAAAUAGGAAUACAUUAAUUAUUAUUUGAUAAGAAUUACGGAAAGUGAGGCUUGUCAAAUUUUUCAACUUUUUAGACAAAUAUGUAUAUGGUGUUCGGUAAUUAGAAGCAAGUCUUGCAAUAUGCUGGCUUAUCGAUAGCAUCGAAAACGAUCUAUUUGCGUCUUGAUUCACCCAUUGUUGAAUCAAAAUGAACUGCUUCUACAGAGGCAACAUUUAUCAAAGCUUCGUCAAGAAUGGCUCUCGUUAAACGACUAGUGCUAUAUUUCCCCGUUUUUCUUAUUGUCAAGAUUGAUAACGGAAUAUCGCUGAUUACCGUCCAGACGACGUAUCAAAACGAUUUGAAUCUAGUAACAGCAGCGGGCAAUAUUGAUAUUUUUAAGAGUUCCACGCGUUAUUUGCCUUUCUUUAUUUAAACCAGGCAUCGUCUUUGAUGCCUGAGCUACGUUGUUUAACGAAUCGUAAUUUGAAAAUGUGCUUCUCCAAAAAGCAACCUUAGACACGUGGUACAUCCACAGUUUCAUCGGAUAUCCCGUUCCCAUUCAACUUCGUUUAAUCUAACACAAUCCUCCUGCUAUGCGAUUAAGGAUAAUAGGACAACCAUCGUGUAAUAUGAUCGAUACUUUGUUGAAAACAAUUGAAAAUUAAAUAUAUCAGAGCGUCACGUAUUUUGUCGGCUCGGAAAAUGCCAAGAGUCGAUAGAUGUUGUCUUUGAUACGAGCACGUCCAUUGAAACAGCAAUCGUAGAAGCUUGACGUAUAAAAUGACGAAACUUGCGCUUAUUUUUAUUUAAAAUACAGAAGAGAAAACGUAGAGAUAUAAGAACGUGGCGAGGAAAAUACGGGAUAAGGUUAUCGAAUACGAGCGCAUCGAUUAGUUGGUUGAAUUACAUUGUUACUACGAUACAGUGCUACUAUUAUCACUGCAUCAUCGUCUAAUAACUGCGCUAUUACUUGGACAGGAUCACCGUUACACGAUGUAAUAGCGAUACGUAAAAACAUGCAGGAGGAUCAAUGCAUGAUGUUAAAAUCGAAAGGUACGGUGUGCGAUGUACCCGUUAGAAGCAAAGCUUCCAGUUUGAGGGUUUGGUCCUCUUUCACGUAUCGCAGGAACGACAACGACGUCGCUGAAUUAAGCACGAAUCAGGAAAACAACGUAUCCGUUGGAAGACUUCGAGACGGACGAAACUAUCCGGCGGACUUCAACACGAUAGAGAGCUUUCAUUGCGCGAUCGGGCCUGUUUUAAGCAUAGCCCGAGUCUUUGGUUUAUUUCCAGUGGCUGGAGUCCGAUCCGCGUCACCCUCGAAACUCCAGUUCAAGGCAUUUUCCUUCGUCGCGUUUUAUUCGGGUCUCAUAGCCUCGAUGAUAUUCUUUAUGACGAUCGUAUCGGUGCUUCACAUGGUGAAAACUCUUAACGCUAAUACGAUCCAGACACGUGGUGGCAUAGCGUCGGCGACAGUUGGCGCGGUGUUCUACGGGAACAGUCUGCUGGGCAGCAUCUUAUUUUUCUGGCUGUCGUCACGCUGGGUACCUCUUCAGUCGGAAUGGAGGGCCAUGGAACGAUGCAUAGACAGCAAUCGCAUAGAACCGACGCGGCUGCGAUGGAAAUUUUUCUUCCUAAGUUCCGUGAUACUGGUGUUGGCUCUGGUCGAGCACAUCCUAAGCAUGUUCAACAACGUGGACGGCUACGACUGGAACGCGUCGAAUUCCACGUUUCGCAGCUUCCUGGAGACGUAUACUCUACGCUCGCAUUCCUUCAUCUUCGACACAUCAUCACGUUCGUUUCCAGUGAAUUACAACUUUGCCUUCGGAUUGUACAUUUUCGUCGUUAGCAAACUGGCCACGUUCAAUUGGAACUUCACCGAUCUUUUUAUCAUGCUGGUUGCCACCGCUUUGGCUGAAAGGUACAAAUCUCUGAACAAGAAACUGGCAGUGACGGUGACAAAAUAUCGGCCGAUAUUCUACUGGCGCGAACUUCGCGAACACUACGCGAUUUUGAGUUGCGUUGUUAAGAAGGUGGACGAGCACAUCUCUCCCAUAAUCCUGUUAUCCUUCGCGAACAACCUCUACUUCAUCUGUCUUCAGCUGUUGAACGGACUAUCCAUAGCAGAAAAGAGCAGCCCAUUGAGCGCGGUGUACUUCUUCGGCUCUUUCGGCUUCCUAAUUAUUCGCACCUGUGCUGUCACCUUACUCACCGCUAGGAUACACGAUCAGAGUAAAGUGGCCUUACCUUAUCUGUACAAUUGUUCCACAUCCAGUUAUGGCAUUGAGGCGCAGAGAUUGCAGCAUCAACUGGCGACAGACGAGGUAGCGUUAACUGGAUUACGUUUCUUCUCCAUCACGAGAAAUUUUAUGCUUGCGGUGGCCGGAGCAAUCAUAACGUACGAAGUUGUGCUUUUGCAAUUUGUCGAUGGCAAAUAAAGCAAAAUUACAGUGAUAUCUAUUCUACGCUACUAUCGAUCCGUUUAUAAUUAUAUUUUUGAUAAUAUUGUUGUUACUACGUAUGCAAUUCGUGUUUUAGCCUAUUUCUGACGACAUUACUUGUUAUUUGUACAUACAAAAAUAUAUAAUUACUUUAUUUAAA
This is a messenger RNA of Bombus huntii, 7065 nucleotides long. RefSeq names its product gustatory receptor for sugar taste 64f-like. NCBI's taxonomy places the organism in Eukaryota, Metazoa, Arthropoda, Insecta, Hymenoptera, Apidae. Gene Ontology annotation, molecular function: taste receptor activity. Gene Ontology annotation, cellular component: membrane. The record is from RefSeq and is a predicted model, not a curated record. Bases 5481 to 6902 code for a protein of 473 amino acids. Gene Ontology annotation, biological process: detection of chemical stimulus involved in sensory perception of taste; sensory perception of chemical stimulus. The transcript is spliced from 9 exons.